Closterium sp. Naga37s-1 is the source of this 4011-nucleotide messenger RNA. The record is from the annotation of a GenBank genome assembly. NCBI's taxonomy places the organism in Eukaryota, Viridiplantae, Streptophyta, Zygnematophyceae, Desmidiales, Closteriaceae.
AUGACGACAACGAGCAGUGGUGCCAUUAUUCCCUGGUGGACCACGCUCGAGUUCGGCGCCCCGGGAACCCUCCUCUACCGCCUCCUCUUCCUCGACAGCCAAUACCGCGCCUUUUCCCCCUGGCACGAAAUCCCGCUCUUCCUCUCCGCGUAUCCCGCCGCGGAUCCCAAGGCGCCGAGCGCGAUUCCCCCGCCGCCGGGCGUGCAGGAGAACUGCACGUUCGAGCAGGGCUUGUCGUUUCUGUGCGUCACGCCGCGCGGUAUCUGGGCCAACUUUGAAGUCGCGGACGACGAGAAUUUCAAUCCCGUUCGCCUGCUGAAGCGCAACGGCCGCCCCGCGCAUUACGCGGAGAACUGCCAGUGGAACCUGGGGAUCUUCACGCAGACGUGGGCGGAUCCCGCGGCGCCGAAUGAGGAUCUGGGCGGGAUGCGCUUCGACGGGCGGCCGCUGCAGGUGAUCGAGCUUGGAUCGCGGACGGCGCGGACGGGGGAGGUGUAUUCCGUGAAGCCGCUCGCGGCUUUCGCGGCGAUUAGCCAGGGAGCGAAUAUCGCGUGGAAAAUCGUCGCAGUCGCGACGGACGACCCGUUGGCGAAAGAGCUGAACGACGUGGCUGACGUCAGCAGGAAGUUACCCGGCGUGCUGGAGGAGAUUAGGGAGUGGCUGCGGCUGUGCGACUGCACGGAGAAAGGCGACGCGGGGAAGGCGUUCGGGUUCAACGAGCGCGCCAAGGGGCGCGAUCAGGUGCAGGCGUGCAUACGCACGUGCCACGUGGCAUGGCAGGCCAUGUUUCACGCGCUACCGAAGCCCGAGCCUUGGCUCCCGCGCUCGCGGCCGCCGAAGAUGAAGACUAUAGAAGCGUUCUGGGCGCCUUACACGGCGAAAUACGUCAGCGAUGGCGGCGGCGUGGCUAGUAUCUUCGUCAGUGAUCCUGACUGGGAGGAAAAAGUGGCGGAGGCGGAACAGGCGCGCGCGAAAGGGGGAGCCGGGGGAGCAGGCGCGGGGAGGGGGAGGGGAAGAGGGGGAGCGGCGGAUAGGGGCGCGCCAGGAAGAGGCGCAGCAGGGGAGGUAAAUGAUUCGGUAUGGGAGACGUUAUCUACGGUUGAGACCGUUGGUAUGCUGGAGAAGCUGAGGUCGCGGAAGCAUCUGAACCGUCCAGCUUUCUUCGCGAUGGUCGAUCGUGUGGUCACGGACGAUUCCUCCGCAAAAGACGGCAAGGGCAGGGCGGGGAAGAAAGGCGGCAGGCUGCUUACGCGGAAGGGCAGCGGGAUGGCCGACGGGGAGGCGGGCGCGGACGAGGUUGCGCGGUCGCGCUCGCCGUUCCUGCUUGCGCGCUCCAAGAGUACGGAAGCCGCUCCGCCGAUGGAGAUCAGCCGCCCGUCCACUGCGCCGUCGGCGCAAGCUAACAAGCCGGCAGCGGGAGCGGCGGGCGCAGCGGGGAAAGCAGCGGGGGGAGCAGCGGAGGGAGCAGCGGGGGUAGCGGGCGCGCCGGCUGCAGGCGCGGCGUCGAAGCUGCGCCCUGGUACCGGGGGGGGCGGGGGCAAGGUUGCGGGGGGGCGGGGGGGAAAAGCGGGGGGGGCGGGCGCAAGUGGCGGAGCCGGCGCUGGCGCCGCCGCUGCUGCAGGAGCGGCGGACGCCGCCGGAGCAGGAGGCGGAGUGGCGGGUGCGCCGGGAAUCCCGCCCGCCGCCCCCGUGGUCUCCGCGGCUGCCAGGCGCGCGGCUGCUGCCGCCACGGCGAAGGCCGCGGGGCGCGGCGCGGGGAAAGCCGCAGGAGGCGCAGCAGCAGGAGGGGCAGCAGGGACAGCGGGAGGAGCGGGAGUGGGGGGAAAUAGUGACGUUUCCAAAGGGGAAAACAGGCCUGAGAAGGAGCAGGAGCAGCAGGAGCGAGGGAAGGAGGGGGAGAAGAGCCCAGGGGGGAAGGGUGGUGGUGGUGCUGCUGGCAGCUCUGCUACUGGUGGUGGCGCUGCCGCUGCUGGUGCUGCUGCCGCUGCUGCUGCUGCUGCUGCUGCUGCUGCUGCUGCUGCUGCUGCUGCUGCUGCUGCUGCUGCUGCUGCUGCUGCUGCUGCUGCUGCUGGUGGUGGUGGUGGUGGUGGUGAGAGAAGGCGGGAGGGCGAGGGGCGAAGAGAGGAGGAGGAGUAUCACGAAGAUGAGUAUGAAGAGCUGAAGAGUGGGGAUGAGGGGGGAAGGGAGAGGGGCGAUGAAGGGAGCGGAACGGAGGGCGAGGAGGGGGAAUGGGGGAGAGGAAAGCUUGUGAAGGGGCGGGGAACGGCUGGGGGGGGAGGAGGGGGAGCGCCUACUCUUCCCCCCAGGUCCCCCCACGGCCGCCCCGCCAGUGGGGGGGAAGGGAGGCCGCGGAGCAGCGGGGGGUUUCGCGGGGGAGGCGCGGGGGGAAUGGGCGGAGGGACGUGGCCGGUUUCCCCAAGGGGGGGAUGGGGAGAGGAGGGAAAGGGGUGGGGGAGAGGAGGGAAAGGGGAGGAAGAGAUGAGGUCACCGAGAGGAGGGGGGGGGUCACCGAGAGGAGGGGGGGGGUCACCGAGAGGAGGGGGCGGAUCACUGUACAGAGGAGGAGGGUCACCAUACCGCGGGGGAGGCGGAGGCGGAAAGGAAGGGGGAAGGGAAGGGGGAGGGACGUCCCCGUAUAGGGGAGGGAGGUCGCCGUAUAGAGCAGGCGGGUCACCUUAUAGAAGGGACAGGUCGCCUUAUAGAGGGGGAGGAGGGGGAAGAGAUGAGGAGAUGGAUUAUCAUCGGUCUAGCACUGAAGUUGACUACCGGAGGCGGUUUGAUAUGAAAGACCUGGAUGAGAUGGGGGGAGGGGCAGGCGGAGGGGGGUCGGGGGGAGGAGCAGGAGGGGGGAGGGAGAGGAGGAGAGCAGAAGCAUUUGAGACGGAGGAGAUGGAGCUGCAGCGGGCACUGACAGGACAGACGGAGAGGCAGCGCAUGAUGGCCCCUACUCUCACGGGGCUGAAUGCAAGAGGCGUGUUUGGGAUGGAGGAGAUGGAGCUGCAGCGGGCGCUCACGGGGCAGACGGAGAGGCAACGACGCAUGUCAUGCACGCCGCUCUCUCUCCCCGUUCCCCUCCCGUGCGCAGCCUUCCUUCCUCUCGCCCCCUUAUCCUCUCAUCCUCCCAUUCCCCAACCCGCGCAUCCCCACAGGAGGCGUCACAGAAGCAGCAGGCACGGGGAGGCGCAUGAGCAAGACCUAAGUGGGCUAACGAAGGCUCUGCUCUUAAGGCGCCUCAAAAACCCCCAUGUUCCCACCCGGCCCACCCGCGCAUCCCCACAGGAGGCGUCACAGAAGCAGCAGGCACGGGGAGGAGCAUGGGCAAGACCCAAGUGGGCUAACGAAGGCUCUGCUGCUGCCGGUGGUGGUGCUGGUGGUGCUGCUGGUCGCAACAGCAACACUCGCGGGGAAUACGGCGGCAUGGGAGGGGGAGGAGGAGGAGGGGGAGCAGGAGGGGGGAAUACAGGCAGCUCGUACCUAUUGCAGCGAGAGCAGAUGCGAGCAGAACUCCUGCACCAGUCCCUAUUGGGGUACCGAAGUGGUGGUGGGGGUGCAAUGCCAGUACCCCCUUUAGUGCGAAGGGCUAGUAUGGAGUCAAUAGAGAGGAGCGAGAGGAGGAGACAGCUGAGGGAAGAGGCAGAGGCUGCGAUAGGCCAGGGGGGCGGGUAUGGUGGGUACGGAGGUGUGAGGGGGGGUUACGGAGGAGUGGGAGGCGGUGAGAGGGAGCGGCGGGGUGGUGCGGAUUCGUACCUGUUGAGGAGUUUCACAGGGGAGCAGAGAGAGAGGGGGCAGGAGCGGGGGAGGGGGGGCGGAGGAGCGGGGGAUUAUGGGGAUGAAGAUGGGUAUUCUCGUGGUGGUGGUGGUGGUGGUGGUCGGGGGGAUAAGGAUGCUGGGGAUGGGGGCUAUAGCCGUUCUUACACAGGAGGGUCGAUAGAAUCAGCUGGCUCUGGUGGUGGUGGUGGUGGUUAUGGUGUAAGGGUAAGGAAUCUAGUGGUUGGCCGAAGAAGGAGUUAG